Molecule: messenger RNA, 1159 nt
Organism: Brassica rapa (field mustard)
Lineage: Eukaryota; Viridiplantae; Streptophyta; Magnoliopsida; Brassicales; Brassicaceae
Source: RefSeq, a predicted model, not a curated record
CUAAACAAUUAAGAUGAGCAAAAUAGCCAAAAAGGUGAGUGAGCGUACAAGAGAGGUUAAGCAGUUUCUUUUCCUGUGUGUAAAGAAGAUAGAGAACAAGACCUGUAGAGAGCAAAAUAGAAGACAGUGUUAAAUCUACACUCUUCCUUGGUGGAGUUUGAAUCUAAUCUUCUGAGAAAAAAAAAAGGAUCAAAACUUUAAUUUUAUUUCUCUCUAUUUCCUGUCUUUGGUUUCAUGAAGCUUCACUCUUAGUGAUUCUGGUAUUGUGGAAGCUAAAGCCGCUGAGUUUAAGUUGCAGAUCUUGAGGUUCUUAAAGUAUUGUGUAAUGGAAGAAGUGAAGGGACAAAGAGGAAAUGGAACCACUGAUGCAGAUUUUGUGUUGCAAUGGGGGGAGAGAAAAAGAGUUAGAUGCAUGAAAGUGAAGAAAGAUCAAAGCCGCAAGUCAUCUGAUUGUUUGUCUAAUAAGCGCAAACUCAUUUCUCGUGCUGUCUCUUCUGAGAGAGGCUCCCCUUCUCGUCAUCUUAACCGUCCAAACAAGGUUGUAGAGUCUCCUGGUAACGUGAGGAGAUCGUUUGUGGCGUCGCCUGAGAAGGAAGAUAGGUACUACACAACGAGGGGUUCAAUGGGUGUAGAUGAGAGUGGGAAGAUUAUAAAGGAACCUGUGAAGGAGACCAAGAAGCAUGUGUGGCCAAAGUUGUUUAUAACUUUGUCAAAUAAAGAGAAGGAAGAAGAUUUCUUGGCUAUGAAAGGGUGUAAGCUUCCUCAAAGACCCAAGAAACGAGCCAAAUUGGUUCAGAAGACUUUGCUUCUGGUGAGUCCAGGUACUUGGUUAUCAGAUCUUUGCAAAGAGAGGUAUGAAGUAAGAGAGAAGAAGACUUCAAAGAAGGUAUCUGAUCUUGUCUCUUUCUGCAAUUAAGUAUGUUAGAAGACUUAGUUUAUUUAAGGCAAUGGGGAGCAUGGAGAGCGAUUCAGAGUAAAAAACAUCCAAGAUUUUGGUGAAGGAUAGAAGGGAGAAGAGAACGCACAAGAAUCUGUUUUGUUUCUUUCAUUACAUUUUCAGAUGUCUUCUCUUCAGGUCAACAACAACUACGACGCAUUUGUGUUUUUCCUGAAUGUUUUGCUUUUGAAGCUAAUCUAAUCAAAAUCUCUUUUCUCAGCC